UCCCGUAUACUUUGCACUCUCUGGUCAUAUAAAUUCAAAAAUAACGCCCGACGGACAAAUGGCAACUGAAAACAGCCAAAUAUUUACUUAAAAAUAUUAGACUGUUACAGGAAAUACAGACGUGUCGAGAGUAUAAAAGAAGCAAAGUAAAUAACGGUGUCUGCUCCCGCCGUUGGGCAGCCAACAUGCCGGACUGGCUCGCUGUGUGUGUGGUCUUUAGCUUGUUGUUAAGUUUUCUAACAGCAGCUGCUUACAUGUUGAAGUCGGGACUCCUCUCGGACAUUAUCGUGCUAACUGGCUCCCCUCCCAUAAAGAAGACUACAUUCGCCUACAAAUUCAAUGUAGGACCGUACAAAAACAGCUGGCAACUUUUUAAGGAGUCUCACAAUAUUGGACCAAAGCUUCCGUGUAUCGGUGUAUUUUAUGAUGACCCUAAAAAGGUGCCAGGACCACAAUGCCGCUACGCUGUGGGCAGCAUUCUGUGCGAGGGAGAAAACGAGGCCGAUGAGGAGCUUCUAAAGCGCUAUGAGACAUCAGGCUUUAAUGUCUUCUCCUUUCCAGAAGUCACACACGCGGUCACUACCUCGUUCCCCCACAGGACGUUCUUCUCCAUCCUUCUGGCAGUCAGAAGAGUUUACCCACGGCUAGGGCACUACAUUAAGGAAAGGAGGCUGUGUGCACACCCGUUUCUUGAGAUCUACAGAGAGGGUCAGAUCCAGUUCAUGGCCCCCUUGGCUCGGCAGGGAGAUUUCUAUGUGCCUGAAGUCCGGCGGGUAGAAAGGAGGCUGUCAGAACAAGAGGAAUUGCAUGGUGACACAGACGUCUCAGGUGCAGACUCAAACAGUGAAUACAGCUCAGGGAGUGGGGUUCUCCUGUCAGACAGCAGAGAGACGUCCCUGGCGGAGUCCUCGGUCCACUCUGCGCCUGUCCAGGAUCAAGGGGAUAAGGACUACAGAGGGAGAGGCCCGGGGGAAAGCUCGUUGCAAGAGCCGGACUCGGAGCAGCCGGGUGGACAACAGCCAACGAGAGAGGAGUGGCUUCAAGGAGACUCCAACCACAAGAGCCUGGAGACUCCCACGCAGGAGUGGUGGGGUGUCGUUGGAGGAGAGGAGUAAACGUUCAGUGAGACAUGUUAGCUGAGUAUGAGGGAAAAAAAGGACUGAAAUUCAAGAGAUUGCAGAUUACAGAAGUGUGUCUCACUACGUGUUCAUGUCUAAAUGGGAAAAUAUUAAAGGAUAAGGCAGGUGAUAUUCUAUAUUUUUGUUAUUGGGAACAAAUCCAAUGAAAAGAGCAAAACAAACUAUUUCUCCACACUUUCAGACUUCCCUUUCCCUUGCCCUUUCUUUCCUACAGAAGAUCUUAAUGUAUAUUAAUGAAUAUAUAGUGUAAUUGUAAAAAUAAAUAAAUAAAUAAAAAAGGUUAAAUAAUUUUCUAAAACAGCUGGGCACUGUAGUUUUCAGAGAACAUCACCCUAACAGGAGUAAAUAGUACUUUGUUUGAGGACUACUUUCAGCUGCGGAUGAAUCCACAUUAGGUGCUGUAGUGAGGCAGCAGGACGGCGUAUGCAGGAUCAACUCUGAAUAAACUGCAGUGCCCAUGUUCAUCUUCAGGAACAUGUCACCCAGUGUGUCUCACUGACGAGUUUUUAGUAGUUAUUGGACAAGAAGGGAGGCAAAUCAGGCAAUACUUGUCAUUUUAUUGGAUUUGUUGAUAUAAGGAAAAUCUAGAAUAUAAUCAGACUUUAAAGUGAAGGUAGUCAAAUCUGCAGGAUUUUGCAGAUCCACUUGACCUGUGCAGAACUCAUUCAGGUAGCCUGAGUUUCUUGAAACAUUUUUGCAGAAGUGAUGUUUGUCAAAAUGACUAAGAUGUGACUGGGAAGAGACUUGAACAUCUAUCAAUAUUCUGUAUCUCCAGUUCAGAUCCUGCAGCUGUUUUCAGAAUGAUUGAGUUAUUUGACACUUGUCUGUUUGUUAGAGGACUGAUACACAAACAUGCAGGAAAGUCUGUUCAUUUCAGAUAAUCAUUGACUUUUUUAUAAAGGACCUAAUUUCAUUCAUUAAUAACUGACAUAGGGUACGAGCACAUAGACCUAACAAAGUGAACUGUAUUGUUUUUUAAAAUGUCUUGUGUUUGACUGAACAUUUGCACUGUUAGGUGAUAUGCAUGUUUUAUAGUAAAAUUUACUUAAUUUCCAAAGAGAACGGCGUGAAUGAGUGCAUCAUUACCUCCUUCCUGCACUCCUCCCGACCGCCGCAGAGAUUGAGGACAUGAUUAUGGCGAGCGUGCAGCCCCCCUGCCAUGAUCAGUCAAGGAGAAAGAUGACAAGACAAGUGGGCUGACCAUUUAUAUUCAUUUCGCUAUUUCUCAAAGCACAGCUCAGUGACUCCACCUUGUAUUUACAGUCACUCUACAUCUCGCCUCCAGCAUCUUAUCCUCACACAUUCACUCGCAGCUCCUUCAAUUUCUGUUUAGCCAUCAUAUUCUGUGAUUUUACUUUCUCAACCCUUCUACCAUCUGCUGUCUCUUUGCACAGGCUAAUUUCUGUUUGUUUUUUCCCCUCCUUUUGUUAUUUUCUCUCCUCUCCCUCUGAAAUAAAUAUGGCAGCUGCAGCCUCAAAGAC
Molecule: messenger RNA, 2620 nt
Organism: Chelmon rostratus (copperband butterflyfish)
Lineage: Eukaryota; Metazoa; Chordata; Actinopteri; Chaetodontiformes; Chaetodontidae
Product: testis-expressed protein 264 homolog
Exons: 4
Coding region: 186-1115 (309 amino acids)
Biological process (GO): reticulophagy; protein-DNA covalent cross-linking repair
Cellular component (GO): endoplasmic reticulum membrane; nucleus; replication fork
Source: RefSeq, a predicted model, not a curated record